GUAAAACAAAAGGCAAACAAUUAAUUACGGAACGAUAUUCUCAAAAUACAUUAAAUAAAUAAAUAAACAAAUACAUGCAAAGCAGAAGAAAAUGAAAAAGUUUGCAACUCUAAGAAGUAUUCUAAUGUUAUUAGCAUUUAUGAAUCCAUCGUUGAGUUUUACAAGUUUUGACGAUAUUUUCGGCUCAGCUACAAAAGUGGGCGGCUUCAUUGCUAAAGACUUGGCAAAUUUGGUGUCAAGUCCCAAAGUAGUGCUCGAUAAGGCUACAGAUGUCGGAACUUCUUUGCUAUCUCCUGCGAAAAUAUUUGAUGCCAGUAAACAGUUAAUAGCGGGUCUACCUUUCGAGGUCUUAGCGUCAGCAAUUCACGCGAUUUGUUCGCAGGCUUUGUCAUCGAAUGUCAUUCAACCGAAGAUUUUGCCCGAUAUUGAUCAAAUGCAGUUUCAGUUGCGAGCACAAUGUAAGCGUCAAAGUAUUCCAUUGCUUAGAGCUAAUGAAAUGUGGAAAAUGGCCGAAUUUGAUCCCAGCAAGAAAGUUGUAAUAUUAGCGACUGGUUGGUCAACAAGCAUUAAUGAUAGCGUUUCCAUCGAUGUGUUCGCUAAGGCUUUCCGUUGUCGUGGAGAUAUUAAUUUUGUGGCUGUCGAUGUCGCCCGGUAUGUGGAUACCUUAUAUACAUGGUCAGCCCUUAAUACAGAUAUAUUAGGCAAAUAUAUUGCGGAAGGAUUGAAAUUUUUAAUUGACGUUGUUCCAGUUAAAAAUAUUCAUUUAAUUGGGCACAGCUUGGGUGCUCAUAUAAUGGGUGCGGCCGGCCGUCAAUUUCAGGAGAUGACCCAUUUAAGAAUACCUCGUAUAACUGGCUUAGAUCCAGCUAAUCCCUGUUUUAAUGAGGGCGAUGCCUUAUCCGGCCUAAUGCGCGGUGACGCUGACUUUGUUGAUAUCAUUCAUAGCAAUAGUAACGUAUUAGGCAAAGGUCAGCCUAUGGGUGACGCCGAUUUCUAUCCUGGCGGUUUAAAACCUCUGGCUGAUGGUUGUUUAACAGUUGCUUGUUCGCACGAGAGAGCCUGGCAGUAUUUUGCAGAAACUAUUUACCCUGACAAUGAACGCAAUUUCGAGGCGUACCGAUGCAGCUCGUUGGCGGGAGUCGAAAAGGGAGAAUGUAGAUUUCAAAGCGCCUUUAUGGGUUAUGCUGUAGCAAACGAUAUUAAAGGCAACUACUUUAUGAUGGUAAACGAAAAUCCACCAUAUGGUCUGGGCGGAAGUGCACGGAGUGCGGCAGUGCAGGAAAAUUGCGGUGCGUGUCCGUACUAUUAAAAGAAACUUAUUAAAACAAUAAAAAACUUGUGUGUUUGGCUUUUAAUAUUAGUUUUAUUAAGGCUUUUCUUAAUGCAAAAACUACUUUACUUUUAUAUCGUUAUUGUGUAGCUUGGAAGUUCGCGAGCUUUAAGUUGAACUUUUAAUUGUCAAUGAUUUUA
Molecule: messenger RNA, 1470 nt
Organism: Glossina fuscipes
Lineage: Eukaryota; Metazoa; Arthropoda; Insecta; Diptera; Glossinidae
Product: vitellogenin-1-like
Exons: 3
Coding region: 92-1309 (405 amino acids)
Biological process (GO): lipid metabolic process
Molecular function (GO): lipase activity
Source: RefSeq, a predicted model, not a curated record